AUAUUAGGUAAUUGGAUUGAUACACUAAACCAAGUGAGAAAAUAUGAGCACAAGUGUGCUUCCCUCUCUCCUGUUCUUCCUAGUCCUUAUCCUCUUGCUACUUGACCCUUCUGAACCCGAAAACGUAGCCAUUUACUGGGGUCAAAACGCCGACGAGGGAACUCUUAAUGAAACAUGUGCAACAGGGACAUACUCGCAUGUAAUCAUAGCCUUCCUUUCCACCUUUGGGAAUGGCCAGACCCCUCAACUCAGCCUGGCUGAUCAUUGUGACCCCUCUACUAAUGGGUGCACUAAGAUUGGGAGAGAGAUUAAGAAUUGUCAAGAGCAAGGGAUCACGGUGAUGCUCUCUAUUGGAGGAGGAUCUGGUAAUUACUCUAUAACUUCCGAUGAGGAUGCCAACAAUGUGUCCAAUUAUUUGUGGGAUAAUUUCUUCGGUGGCUUCUCCUCAUCACGCCCAUUUGGUGAUGCAGUUUUAGAUGGCCUUGACUUUGACAUCGCGCUGGGUGAUAAUACAUCUUUCAUGGCAAAUCUUGCACAAUAUCUCAAAUCAAAUUCAGAUUCACAGACGAUACAACAAAAACAACUACCUGCAUCUUUGUACUUGUCAGCAGCACCUCAGUGUCCGUUUCCUGAUGCUAGGCUGGGUUCGGCCAUUGGUACCGGCAUUUUUGACUAUGUCUGGGUACAAUUCUAUAACAACCCUUCGUGCAGUUAUAGCCAAAACAAUUUAGAUAACUUUCUAAAAUCAUGGAGAGAGUGGGCCACAUCAUUGAAAGUAGGUAAACUGUUUCUGGGGUUACCAGCAGAUGAAGCUGCAGCUCCGGCCGGAGGUUAUGUUCCGGCUGAUGUAUUAAUGUCUAAGAUCUUACCUGAAAUAAACAAGUCAACAAAUUAUGGAGGUCUCAUGUUGUGGUCAAGGUACUACGAUAAAAUUAGUGGAUACAGUACCCGCAUUCAAAAUCCUCUAAGAAAUGGGACAGCAAACCCUCUAUGCACACGGAAAAGUCAAGCAUGUAGGAGCCAUGAGGGCGGUUUCGCGGAGCUUCUUGGUUACAUGUCCACGCUCGGUAUCAAAGUUUAUGAAGACGACAACAAUGGAACACAGUGCUGUGAGAUCAUAUGUAGGAACAACUGUUCCUGCGACGCGUUUGCUCCCUUAAAUCACAUUAACAAUACUAGUACUGGAUGUCAGAUAUGGCUCAAAGGAACCAAAUUUGUUAGAGCUUCUGGAAAUAUAGCUCUGCCAAUCAACGUUUCUGUUGCAUUGCUGGAACACAAAGUAAACAGCUGGUGGAUUUGGCUCAUCGUUGGGGUGGGAGCAGCUUUUGUAAUACCUGUGAUAUUCUAUUUAUCGCGUGCCUUCCUGAGAAAAUACAAAGCAAAAGUGGAGAGAAAAAAGAUGCAGAAGAAGUUAUUACAUGACAUUGGAGGUAAUGCAAUGCUUGCAAUGGUGUACGGCAAAACCAUAAAAAGUAAUAACAAGGGAAAGACUAACAAUGAAGUUGAACUAUUUGCUUUUGAUACCAUCGUUGUUGCCACAAACAAUUUCUCAGCUGCAAAUAAGUUAGGAGAGGGUGGUUUUGGUCCUGUUUAUAAGGGAAAUCUAAGUGAUCAGCAAGAAGUAGCAAUAAAGCGACUUUCUAAAAGUUCGGGACAGGGGCUAAUAGAGUUUACGAAUGAAGCCAAACUCAUGGCCAAACUCCAGCACACUAAUCUGGUAAAGCUUUUAGGGUUCUGCAUCCAGAGAGAUGAAAGAAUAUUGGUCUAUGAGUACAUGUCUAACAAGAGCUUAGACUUCUACCUAUUUGAUUCGGCUAGAAAGGAUUUGCUAGACUGGGAAAAACGGUUGAACAUCAUUGGAGGAAUUGCUCAAGGACUUCUAUACCUUCAUAAGUAUUCAAGACUAAAGGUGAUACAUCGGGACCUAAAGGCAAGCAAUAUAUUGCUUGAUCACGAGAUGAAUGCUAAAAUAUCUGACUUUGGCAUGGCUCGAAUAUUUGGAGUAAGAGUAUCAGAAGAAAACACAAAUAGAGUUGUUGGUACAUAUGGAUAUAUGGCUCCAGAGUAUGCAAUGAAAGGUGUUGUGUCCAUCAAAACAGAUGUGUUCAGCUUUGGUGUGUUGCUACUAGAGAUACUUAGUAGCAAAAAGAAUAAUAGUCGCUAUCAUUCGGAUCACCCACUCAACCUCAUAGGAUACGCGUGGCAGCUCUGGAAUGCAGGCAGAGCUCUGGAGCUUAUAGACUCAACGUUAAAUGGAUUGUGUUCUCAGAAUGAAGUUUUCAGAUGUAUUCAUAUUGGCCUCUUGUGUGUACAAGAUCAAGCAACGGAUAGACCUACAAUGGUAGAUAUUGUUUCAUUUCUAUCAAAUGAUACAAUCCAACUUCCCCAACCAAUGCAGCCAGCAUACUUCAUCAAUGAGGUUGUGGAAGAGUCAGAGCUUCCUUACAACCAGCAAGAAUUUCAUUCCGAAAAUGACGUAACAAUUUCUAGUACGCGUGCAAGAUAAUUGGACAAUUGUGUACACCAAAUUUCACUUUUUAAUACUGCAUCACUCUGGCGGUGGGAGUUCUUGGUAUUAUUGUUUGUGCCAAUUUUACUUCUUUUAGAUAACUGACCAUUUUAGUUAGUAAUAAUAAAUAUAUCUGGAACGUUUUAUUUUCAAAA
Messenger RNA from Glycine soja, 2664 nucleotides. RefSeq names its product G-type lectin S-receptor-like serine/threonine-protein kinase CES101. Gene Ontology annotation, molecular function: ATP binding; protein kinase activity. The record is from RefSeq and is a predicted model, not a curated record. The transcript has 7 exons. Gene Ontology annotation, biological process: carbohydrate metabolic process; protein phosphorylation. Bases 44 to 2506 code for a protein of 820 amino acids. NCBI's taxonomy places the organism in Eukaryota, Viridiplantae, Streptophyta, Magnoliopsida, Fabales, Fabaceae.